AUGCUGAAACUGGCACAGAUCUGGAAGAAACAUGGCGCAAGCUGGCAGUCCCGGUUUCCCUGGCUGUGCGCAGAGGAGGGCGAAGACGGCAACAUAUCUGGCCUCGGCUGUGCAAUCUGCCGAGAGCAACCGCAGCAGAAUGCCUUUGCAUCUUGCGCUGUCGGUGCAUCAUCAGCUCAGACAUCCGUGUUUCAAAAACACGAGAAGUCAUCUGCACAUCAGAUGCGCGCCGAGAGUAUGGCUGGUGAGCUAGGGGUUCCGAUCGCAGCACCGUCCGAACGCCAAUUCGCAGACGUGCUGGAUUCCGUCUUCAAGGGCGAUCCGGAAAUCAAAGAGAUCGGGCCUUCCAAGUUCAGAGCCAUGGUGUGGAGCCUUGCGGAGGCUCACCGGCGGGAACUUCGCUCACGCCUGCGCACUUCAAUCUGCAUGUCUUUGCAGCAGGACGUUCGAGCGGGCCAGCUCCUUGUCACCUUUGCGUCGGCGAAUGAGCAGCUCGAGCUUACAACAGGUGUCCUAGGGCAAGUCAGCUUGCCCGAGCGCUUCGGGGGGAAUUCGAAGGACAUUUUUCAAGCAAGCGCAUACGUGCUGAACAAGUUCACCACCAAGAACCUUGGGAAACCGGGCCGGGACGGGCAUUCCAGUGGGGCGGAGCUAGAUGAACAAUUGACUGCCCACAUCCGAGAUGUCGUCGAGCUGUAUGCAGCUGACGGCGCUUCUGAUGAGCAGCGUGCCAUCAAGCUUCUGCCGGCGUACUUCGGUGGGCUCAAGGUCAUGCACUUUGAUAAGGCACAUGCCUGCCAGCGGAUACUGUCGCGCACCUGGCCGUGUGAUCCGUACAUCAACGAGUUGAUCGAGAGACUUGUCACAGGGCCGGAUGCCUUGACAAUGAAGAUCAGGCACAGCUUGGUCUUCAGGAAACGCUUCCAGACGGCUAUCAGUGACCUGUCGCCAGGGCAAGCUCGGAAAAUCAAGAACUUGGCUUGCGCUAAGCAUCGCUACCUGAGCAAGUCUUUGCCGUUCAGGCGUUGUGUUCUCUUCUUCAAGCCGCUUCUGCGGGUGGCGCAAGCUAUCUUGCAGGAGCGAGGCCGCGCGUCGGAAGAGGGCCAGAUUGCACGACGCUGGCUGGAGCGUGUGACGCCCGAGAGUGUGCUUCAAAUUGCGCUGGUUGCAGAUGCGAGCGACGAAGCCAGGAGUGUCAGUCAGUUCUUUGAUGCAGAUAAUUACUCGAAAGCUGAGAUGACUGCGCAUGUCAGCAAGUUCUUGUGCAAGGUGACCUGGCUCUUUGAAGAUUCCCAAGGAGCAAAGCAGACCGGCUUCACUCGCUUCAUGCUUGACCAGCUGCGUACUCCCGUCAACAUCAGUGUCGACGGACACAUCCGGAGCGUGGGGGUGCCUUCAGAUCAGGAGAUGACACGGUGCUUCCAACGCAUGGUCAGCUGGUUGCAGCUGGUGCGCCUCACGGUGAAAGCCGAAUUGCCAAGCUUCGAAUCUCUACAAGCCUUCCGGAUAUUUGAUCUAGACGUCAAUCCUUCGGCCAAUGAUCUCAGACGCUUUGCCAACAUGCUGGACUUGGAUGCAGAGGCUUUCAGAGCCGAGUUUCACGAUCUGCGCCCCUCUGCGGACUGGCAUUACCGCAACGGCUGCUCUUCUUCUCAGGCCGCGUGGCUGGCGGCUGUACAGAAGACGAAAGGAACCAGCAAACUGAUGGUGACCGCCUUGGCUAGAGACUUGGCCUGGCAGGCCAAUACUUGCGGAAUCGAGCGGAACUUUUCGAAGGCUCUUGUGUCUACCUCCCGCUGCCGUGCUGAUGUAUCAGAGCCCAGGCUUGAUGACGAGGUGCAGCUCAUCAGCCUCUGCCAGCAAUCACGUGGAAAGGCGAGGGCGUUGCCAAAGCAUGCGAAGCUCAUCGAGUCCGCCAGGCUCCUGUGGAGCCAGGAGUUUGGUGCUCCGCGAGAGCGUCGCCCCUUGGCGCCUCAUGAAAAAGGCCUUCGAAAACGCCUCACGGACGGCAACUCGGAGGCGGCUUUUCUCAAGAAGCGUCCGGGCCAGAUUUCUUCAAGCGAUCCGCGAGGGAGCCGUGCCCUGGGCAGAUCUCAGUGCUCCUUUGAGAGAGCUUUACUUGCGGUUCGAGGAGCAUGA
This is a messenger RNA of Symbiodinium sp. CCMP2456, 2139 nucleotides long. The record is from the annotation of a GenBank genome assembly. Lineage: Eukaryota; Dinophyceae; Suessiales; Symbiodiniaceae.